CGUAGAGUGAAUAAGAUGUUGAUAACAUUAAAGACAACAGAGGAUGGGGAUUUUCAUUCAUUUAUUCAUUCAUUCAGUCAUUCGUUCGCACUCCUUUGUGGAACAUGCUGUGUAUUGCUUUGAUGUUAUUGCCUUUGGUUGCCUUUGUUUCACAGUCAAGUCUUCUUCAUGUGCUUCCAUGUAAAAUCUUUUGCCCACAUACUGUAUCUAUAUAUAUAUUUGCAGUUAUAGUUGUUAAUUUAAUCACGUGUCACAUUCUGGAAUUUGCAAUGAUUGUGUAAUGAUAAAUAAGUUGUGUCAAGCAGGCAUAUAAUCUUAGUUGUAAACUUAUAACCAGCUCUUCAGAAAUUAGAUUCUGCCUCAUUAAUACCGGGCUUUGGUCUCAGUCUGAGAACUACUGGUCCUGCCUGACAAGGUCAGUGUUUAUGCCAGAAAAAAGAUUCUAAAGAGGCUACAAAUAUCAGGAAGCACACGCAUCGUGGUCCUUGAACGCAGCAGAUGAUUGCAGCCGGAGCCGUGGCAGCACCAGCAGGUGUGUGUGUGUGUGUGUGUCUGCGCAUGUGUUUCCAACCACAAUGUGAGAAUAAUUAUGGCCACACCAAAGCUGAUAAGUGGAGCCCAGAAGCUGCUGGAACCCUUUGGAGAAGCAAAGUUGUUACAGAUCCCUGGCACAUGUGCAGCCAUGCCUGCUGCACAGACCACACUCUCCACUGCAGCUGCAUCAAAGAGUGACUUUGUCUGUGGUCCACCUAAAAUGAUCGCCUCUGUCCAGAGCCACCAGCCUUCUCCUUCCACCCUUCCUGUCGCUGGACCACUGCCUCAGAUUUCCCCCUCUUCAUCCUCCUCCAUCAUGGUGGUAGCAAAGAUGGCCACCGCAGGAGGAGUGAGUGCCAACAGUCAACUCCAGGUGACCAAACCUCCUCUGAGCCAGGUGUCUUCCAUGACUCAGGCCACAACACCCGGACGGACAGUGGUGAUAACUGUACCGAGGACAGCCACUCCACAGCCGGUCACUGUGGCUCCUCGUCUGCCACAGAGCAGCUCCUCACAUCUGCCAGCUAACAUCCAGAUACCAGCGGGGAUGAUGUUGAUCCGCAGUGACACUGGGCAGCUGAUGCUCGUAUCCCAGCAGGCUUUGGCUCAGGCUCAGCAGGGACCAAGAGUUACCAGUGGUCAAGCACCCAGAAUCGUGUCCCAUCAGGUGUCUGCGGCAAACGGAGGUAAAGGUAAUGAGAAGGUGACGGUGAUCAGGAUGGCAGCUCCUCCCAGUUUCCUGCCUCCACCUUCCAUCCAGAAGACAUCGCUGGUAAAGGUCGUCGGUGUGACCCAGAGUGCUGCGUCUGCUCACGAGAGCCAGCCUCGCAUUCAGGCCCCGGCCACAGAAACCAGAAAGGAGCCUCUGGGCACGUUCACUCAGGAAACACUGGAAAGUGUGAAAAAGUGCAAGAACUUCCUCGUGACCCUGAUCAAGUUAGCCUCCAGUGACUCCAGGUCAGCCAACAUGGCCAACAACGUCAGGGGACUGGUCCGAAAUCUGCUGGAAGGGAAGCUGGAGGCAGAGGAGUUCACCGAACAGCUCUAUCAGGAGCUGAAGUCCACUCCACAGCCGUGUCUGGUGCCGUUCCUCAAGAAAAGUCUUCCUGCUGUGCGUCGCCUCACUGCAGACCCUCAGUUAUUCAUUCAACAGGCUUCCACCUCUGCCUGUAACUCCAGUGCCCCGCCGCCCGCCGCUGAUACAGGACCAAACUUUAACAACAGCAAGCAGGUUAUUCAACCGGCUCGGAGAGUGAUGAUGAGACCCGCUGUGACCUCAUUAACUCUCCCCAGAAAUUACAUAUCAAAGAGCAACAACAGCAGACCCAACAUCAAGCAGACGCUGCUCCCGCCAGGAAAACCAUUACCAGGAACGUUCUCACUUUCAAAGCAGCAUUUUUCCCAGGAUCCAUCUGGAUUUGUGUUCAAGAACUCUACAGGCUCUUACAGAGAAGACGAUGACAUUAACGAUGUAGCCUUCAUGGCUGGAGUGAACCUGAGAGAGGAGAAUGCAAAGUUCCUGACCACCACCGUUGGCUCUGUGGUGCAGUCUUGCCAGGACCAGCCCUUCCUCUCCCCUAACAAGGUGCUCAGUCGGAUCCUUCGUGCAGGGCAGCCGCUGGGAGUGACCGACGUCGGUCCAGAGGUGGUUGCUCUGGUGUCUCAUGCUACACAGGAGUGUCUCCGUGGACUUCUGGAGAAGCUCGCAGUGGCUGCGGAACACCGCAAGGCAACACUGAAGGAGGACGUGUGGCACACCAAAGUGAGUGACAUACGCUCUCAGCUCCGUUUCCUGGAGGAAGUGGAGACGCUAAACAGAAAGAGAAAAGAUGAAGCGGAGAGAGAGAAACUGCUGCGUUUGGCCCGAAGCCGCUCACACCCUGAGGAUCCUCAGUUUCAGCUGCUGAAGCAAAAAGCCAAAGAGUUACAACAAAUAGAAGAAGCUCAGCUGCAGCAGAGAGAAGCCAACAUGACGGCCCUCGCCGCCAUCGGGCCCCGCAGGAAGAGACCACUGGAGCUGACUGACAGUCAGGUCUCGCUGCUGCCCAGACUGGACGUUCCCAGAGUGACUCGGGUGAUCCUGAGGGAUCUGCUGGUGUGUAUGGAGCAGGAUCACUUCCUGCGACACUCUCUCACUCUGUACAAAGCUAUGCUCUGAUUUCCUACUACUUUAAUAAUGUAAUCGUCAUCAUUUUUGGCACUUAGCCCCUUACGUUCAGAUCAUCUGCCUCUCGUUUAGUUUGUUUAUUUAUUAACUUUUUAGUAUCAUGCUGUAGAAGUGAGUGAGUGAGUGAUCAGGUUUGAGUUCAUGUUGUGUUUUUGAGGAGGAGAAAGUCAUGCUUUCAAAAUAAGAUGAAGUGGUUGUGAGGAAACGCCACUGCUCACUGGAAGGUGUUGAAAUAAUGAUCUAUGUAUUGUUGAGUUCUUCAUUCAUUCAUGUUUGUUUUGUUUCCCAUUAAAAGAACAAAAGUAGUGAAAUCA
Messenger RNA from Solea solea (common sole), 3015 nucleotides. Its product is annotated as transcription initiation factor TFIID subunit 4-like. NCBI's taxonomy places the organism in Eukaryota, Metazoa, Chordata, Actinopteri, Pleuronectiformes, Soleidae. The coding region runs from base 590 to 2692 and encodes 700 amino acids. Gene Ontology annotation, biological process: transcription initiation at RNA polymerase II promoter; DNA-templated transcription. Gene Ontology annotation, cellular component: transcription factor TFIID complex. The transcript is spliced from 16 exons. The record is from RefSeq and is a predicted model, not a curated record. Gene Ontology annotation, molecular function: protein heterodimerization activity; DNA binding; RNA polymerase II general transcription initiation factor activity.